CGCGAGCAUGGCGGAUCGAAGGUCGAGAGAACCAUCAAGGGAUUACGAUAGAGACUGGAGGGACAAUAGAUAUGAAGGGCGAAGGGAAGACCGGCGUGAGGAGCACCGCCAUGGUGAGGAACGGAGGGAAAGUUCUCGCGAACGAGGUUACCACUCUGGCGAUUACCGACGAAGAGGACCGCCAACCUGCUUCGAAUGCGGUCAGGAUGGAAGUAUCAAUGGCAGUCGGGAGACUGGAAGGCCAAGUCUGCGGGAAGAUUCUUCAGGCAAUCGGGACAACAGCAGUACGCGGCAAAGGCAAGCAGCAAAUGGCCUCACCAUCAGGAUCACACAGUGGAAGCGAGAGUGAGGGGAGCGAAGUGGAAGAAAUUAGUAAGCUGACGAGGAAGAUGGCUAUUACCGAAAAGCGAAAGCGGAGUGCUGAGAAGGCUAUCGGGAAUAACCCGCCAAUGGAACAAGCAGCGAAGCAAAUACCGAGGACACCGGGGGUAAGACCGGUGCGGCUGGCAGUGAAGUUACAGACAAGUAACAAGAAGACCAAGAAGACGCCGAACAAAUAUACGCCGAGGAGAGGGGCCCCGAAGACGAAGAUUGCGGCUAUGAUGGGAGCCGCGAGAAGGGCCAAAUUCGUACGAGAGAAUGUCUGUCAACUUGCUGAAUUGCCGACUGACGACUUGAAGGAGAUUUGCCGUAAAGAAGGUGUGGACUACGGUAACAAGACCAUCGCAACCAUCAAUAUUGCCGAGAAACGCGGGAAGGAUGCUUAUGACGCAACAACGACCCGGAUGACUGUUGAGAUCGUGACACAAGAAGACGAAGAAGAUACGACAAUUUCCGAGGAUGAUGAAUCGCAAGGGGAGAACCUUGCCGCAUGAACCAGUGUGGACGAUGAACGUAUGUGGUUGCUGGUCUCAUGCUUGACGGAUAAACGAAGACAGUGUAA
Molecule: messenger RNA, 943 nt
Organism: Chara braunii
Lineage: Eukaryota; Viridiplantae; Streptophyta; Charophyceae; Charales; Characeae
Source: the annotation of a GenBank genome assembly